This is a messenger RNA of Emiliania huxleyi CCMP1516, 444 nucleotides long. RefSeq lists its product as hypothetical. Lineage: Eukaryota; Haptophyta; Isochrysidales; Noelaerhabdaceae. Gene Ontology annotation, molecular function: 6-phosphofructokinase activity. Gene Ontology annotation, biological process: glycolytic process; response to glucose. Gene Ontology annotation, cellular component: cytosol. The record is from RefSeq and is a predicted model, not a curated record. Bases 1 to 444 code for a protein of 147 amino acids. The transcript has a single exon.
AUGGCUGGAAACGAGCCACAGCAGAUGUCGGCACUCGAGGCUGAGCGCAGGCACUACCGGCCUUGCGUGCCGGCGGUGCUCCGGGUGCGCGUACGCGCAGAGCCCGCGCAGGAGCGCACGACGUGCGUCUCGCACGAGGAUCUCAUCGCGAGCGCCUUUCCCACGCUGUACGGCAGCCCUGUCGUCAGCCUCGUGCCGGCGGCUGAGACCGACACCUCCGUCGCACCGAGGCCGCUGCGCGUUGGCUGCGUGCUCUCGGGCGGCACUCCUGCGGCGGGCGGGCACAACUGCAUCUGCGGACUCUUUGACCACCUCGAGGCAUUCCACCCCGGCUCGACGCUGCUCGGCUUCCGCGGCGGCCUCCGCGGCGUCCUGCGAACUGCGUUCACAAAGCUCGAGGCGGCGACGGUGGAGCGGCACCGCAACUCGGCCGCUUCUUCAUGA